Molecule: messenger RNA, 1035 nt
Organism: Cucurbita moschata (crookneck pumpkin)
Lineage: Eukaryota; Viridiplantae; Streptophyta; Magnoliopsida; Cucurbitales; Cucurbitaceae
Product: probable long-chain-alcohol O-fatty-acyltransferase 5
Exons: 1
Coding region: 1-1035 (344 amino acids)
Biological process (GO): lipid metabolic process
Source: RefSeq, a predicted model, not a curated record
AUGGAAGGGGAACUCAAGAGCUUCAUCAAGGUCCUCAUCUCAAUAAUGGCGUCCCUCUUAUACUCUUACUUCAUAGCUUCAAAGAUUCCCAAAGGCAAAUUCAGGUUCUUCUCUCUCCUCCCAAUAUUCUCUCUCUUCGCCGUCCUUCCCCUCUCUCUCUCCACCGUCUUCCUCACCGGAACCGUCACCUUCUUCAUCACUUGGCUCACAACCUACAAACUCCUCCUCUUUUCCUUCAAUUUAGGCCCUCUUGUUUCCGACCCACCAUUGAAAUUCCCCUUAUUUGCUUCAAUUGCUUGCCUCCCAAUCAAAAUCAUGCCAAAAAAAACCGACCCAGAUCACAAAAAUCUCAAAAAAGUUCCAAAUCCUAAGUUGCCACUUAAUUUACCCGCCAAAAUCGUUAUUUUCGCCGGAUUUAUCGCCGCCGGCGACCACAUUGACCGGCUCCGGCCGAAUGCGAAGAUCUGCGUCUACUCGGUGCUGUUGUAUAUCUUCGUCGACAUUCUUCUUGGUGUACCGAGUGUUUUCUUUCGAUUGAUGUUUGGUGGCGUCGAGCUCGAACCGGGGUCGAACGAGCCGUAUUUGAUGACAUCGCUCCAAGAUUUUUGGGGGAGGAGGUGGAAUUUAUUGGUGUCGAAUUCUCUCCGAUAUAGCGUUUACAAGCCGGUUCGAGCAGCGGUAGAGGGUCUAAUCGGGCCGACAUGGGCCGCGGGAACGGCGGUGAUGGCGGUGUUUGUGGUGUCCGGAGUGAUGCAUGAGCAAAUGGUGUAUUACCUUACUAGAGAGUUUCCCACUUGGGAGACUACGUGGUUUUUUGUUGUUCAAGGUGUGUGUGUGGUGGUGGAAUCCGGGUUGAAGGCCGCCGUGGGGCGACGGUGGCGGCCGCCGUCGGUGGUGGCGGGUCUGUUGACAUUGGCGGUUUUGAUGGUCACCGCCGCGUGGUUGUUCUUUCCGCCGUUCUUGAAGGCCGGUACUUUUGCAAGUCUUCUUAGAGAAUUGAAGAUGGUGGGAAAAUUCCUUUGGAAACUCAUUUAA